This is a messenger RNA of Onychostoma macrolepis, 7691 nucleotides long. Its product is annotated as NACHT, LRR and PYD domains-containing protein 3-like. The record is from RefSeq and is a predicted model, not a curated record. NCBI's taxonomy places the organism in Eukaryota, Metazoa, Chordata, Actinopteri, Cypriniformes, Cyprinidae. Gene Ontology annotation, molecular function: protein binding.
GUUCCUGCUGCACGAGACGCGUCUGCAGGUCAUGAUGAGCAUCUGAUUGUUUUCAGAAAUCAGUCUGUUAAGCUGCAGUAUGUCAAAGAAGAGAGGAAAGCACUCUCUGUCUGAGAUGAGUCUCUCAGAGAAACAGAGUGUAAGAUCAGGCUCACAUGUGUCCAGCUCUGUGUCUGUGAAGAGUAACCGGUCAAAAGGAGGUGAGCUACCAAACUUCAGUGAGAAAAAAACAUCAUCUACCAAAAGGCUUCAGUAUGAGACAUUAGAUGCAGACAUCCAGACUCAAAGGAACUACAAGAGUUUCAAAGACAAUCUCCUGGGAAUCUUCCAGGACCUUGAAAGUAAAAUAAUCAUAUUUCUGAAGAAUGAGCUGGAAAAAUAUAAGAAAAUGUUACAAAAAGAAGACUUACAAUACUAUGUGAAGGAUUUUAAUGAGAACAGAUGCAAUAUCAAAGAAGCAGCUCUUGAUCUCACACUCUACUUCCUGAGAGUGAUGAAGCAAGAUGAAGCUGCUGAUACUCUAGAAGAUGAGCUGAUCUUCAUUCAUCAGCUAAAAUGUUGCCUAAAGAAAAAGUAUCAAAGUGUAUCUGAAGGAAUUGCAAAGCAAGGUGAUGCUAAACUUCUGAAAAACAUCUACACAGAUCUCUAUAUCACUCAUGGUGGUAGUGAACAGGUCAAUACUGAACAUGAGAUAAGACCGAUUGAAGUUUCUUCCAGACAUCAUGAAUCACAAGAGAUACAAAUUGAGUGCACAAAGAUGUUUGAAGCUCCUGAACAAGACAAGGAGAUCAGGUCUGUACUGACAAAAGGAAUUGCUGGCAUCGGGAAAUCAGUCUCUGUGCAAAAGUUUGUUCUGGAUUGGGCCGAAGGAAAAGAAAAUCAGGAUAUCAGCUUCAUAUUUCCUCUUCCAUUCAGAGAGAUGAACUUAAAGCAGCAAGAAAAACUAAGUUUGAUGGACCUUAUAACUCAGUUUUUCCCAGAGACAAAAGGACUGAACCUUACAAGAAGAAAUAAUUUCAAAGUCUUGUUCAUCCUUGAUGGUUUGGAUGAAUGUCGACUCCCUGUAAACUUUAAGGAUAAUGAGACAUGGUCUUAUGUAUCGUCACCAGCCUCUCUGGAUAUUCUCCUGACAAACCUCAUCAAGGGAAAUCUGCUUCCCUCUGCUCUCAUCUGGAUCACCACCAGACCAGCAGCUGCCAGUAAGAUUCCUCCUGACUGUAUCGACCGGCUGACAGAGAUACGAGGAUUCAAUGAUGCACAAAAGGAGGAGUACUUCAAAAAAAGGUUCACGGAUGAGAAUCAGGCCAAAGAAAUUAUUGAUCAUGUUAAACAAUCAGAGAGUCUCUUUAUCAUGUGUCACAUCCCAGUCUUCUGCUGGAUUUCAGCCACUGUUCUCCAGAACAUUUUGGGGGAGAAAAGAAAUAAUGUUGUGAACCACAAUCAGGCUGAUGAAGCCUCUAAAACACCACAGGAAUCAAAUACUGAAGACACUCCUAAGACUCUGACACAAAUGUACACACACUUUCUCCGAUUUCAGAUCCAGCAGAGUCACCAAAAGUAUGGUGGAGAAUACACACCAGAUGUUUCCUGGGAUAAAGAUGUCAUCCUUUCACUGGGAAAACUGGCAUUUCAUCAGCUGGAAAGAAACAACGUGAUCUUCUAUGACACAGAUCUAGAAGCCUGUGGUAUUGACGUCUAUAAGGCAUCAGUGUAUUCAGGCAUGUGUACCCAGAUCUUUAAGGUGGAAACAGGGAUCAUUCUUGGUACCAUGUACUGCUUUGUUCACAUGUGCAUUCAAGAGUUUAUUGCAGCCCUUCAUGCACAUCUGUUUCUAGACAUUAACAGGAAAAGUGUGUUUGUUCAUGAGUCUACAGAACCAAAAACCAAAAAUGAAGCCAUGAUUGAUUUGCUUAAGACAGCAGUGGACAAGGCACUUGAGAGUGACAAUGGACACCUGGACCUUUUUCUUCGUUUCCUUCUCAGUCUGUCACUCCAGUCCAAUCGUCGACUCUUACGAGGUCUGUUGACACAGCAAGAUGACAAAGACGAGAGCAAAAAGGAAAUAGUUCAGUACAUCAAGCAGAAAUUUGAAGCUAAUCUGUCUCCAGAGAGAUCUAUUAAUCUGUUCUACUGUCUGAAUGAACUGAAUGACCAAACUCUGGUGAAAGACAUUCAGACCCACCUUAACAAAGGAAGUCUCUCAUCUGCUGAUCUUUCACCUGCCCAGUGGUCUGCUUUGGCCUUUGUGUUGUUGACAUCAGAGGAGGAGCUGGAGGAGUUUGAGCUUCAGAAAUUCAAGAAAUCAGACGAGUGUCUCAUUAGAUUAUUAGCAGUCAUCAAAACCUCCAAAGGAGCAAUGUUAAAUGAUUGUAACUUAACAGACAAAAGCUGUUCAGCUCUGGCUACAGUUCUUGGAUCAGAUACUAAUCUGAAAGAGCUGAACAUGAACGAUAAUAAUCUGCAGGAUUCUGGAGUGAAGCUGCUCUGCACUGGACUGAAGAAUAUACAGUGUAAAUUGGAGAUUUUGAGACUUUCAUGCUGCAGUAUCACUGAAGAAGGUUAUAAAGCUCUGGCUUCAGCUCUGAGAUCAAACCCUUCACACCUGAUAGAGCUGGAUCUCACAGGAAAUGAUCCUGGACAAUCAGGAGUGAAGGAACUCAAUGAUUUACUACAGGAUCAGAACUGUCAGCUGAAGACACUGAGGUUUUUGGGUGCUGCUGCAGAUGAAAGCUGUCAGUAUGUGACUGGAAUUGUGGGUAAAAACCCGUUACUCCUGAGAGAGCUGAAUCUGAGUGAACAUGAACUAGGAGACACACGAGUGAAUCAGAUCGCUGCUCUACUGCAGGAUAAACACUGUACACUCAACACACUGAAGCUGAAUAAUAACAGUAUUACAGAAGAAGGUUGUGGUGCUCUGACUUCAGCAUUUAAUUCAAAUCCUUCAAACCUGAUAGAGCUGGAUCUGAGUGGGAAUAAACUAGAAAACUCAGGAAUAGAGAAGAUCUGUCACCUGUUGGAAAAUCCACAAUGCAGGCUGGAGAAACUAAAACUUUCAGACUGCAGUAUCACUGAAGAAGGUUAUAAAGCUCUGGCUUCAGCUCUGAGAUCAAACCCUUCACACCUGAUAGAGCUGGAUCUCACAGGAAAUGAUCCUGGACAAUCAGGAGUGAAGGAGCUCAAUGAUUUACUACAGGAUCAGAACUGUCAACUGAAGACAUUGAGGUUUUUGGGUCCUGCUGCAGAUGAAGCCUGUCAGUAUGUGACUGGAAUUGUGGGUAAAAACCCGUUACUCCUGAGAGAACUGAAUCUGAGUAAACGUGAACUAGGAGACACACGAGUGAAUCAGAUCGCUGCUCUACUGCAGGAUAAACACUGUACACUCAACACACUGAUUCUGUAUAGAUGCAGUAUUACAGAGAAUCAGUAUCUCAUCCUGACUUCAGCUCUGAAAUCAAACCCAUCACACCUGAGAGAGCUGGACCUCAGUGUCAAUGAACUAGGAGACUCUGGAGCGAAAAACCUCAGUGAUCUACUGAUGAACCCACAAUGCAAGCUGGAGAAACUACAUCUGUAUAGAUGCAGUAUUACAGAGAAUCAGUAUCUCAUCCUGACUUCAGCUCUGAAAUCAAACCCAUCACACCUGAGAGAGCUGGACCUCAGUGUCAAUGAACUAGGAGACUCUGGAGCGAAAAACCUCAGUGAUCUACUGAUGAACCCACAAUGCAAGCUGGAGAAACUACAUCUGUAUUUAUGCAGUAUGACAGAGAAACAGUGUCUCACCCUGACUUCUGCUCUGAAAUCAAACCCAUCACACCUGAGAGAGCUGGACCUGAGCUGGAAUGAACUAGGAGACUCUGGAGUGAAAAACCUCAGUGAUCUUCUGAUGAACCCACGAUGCAAGUUGGAGAAACUACAUCUGUGUGGAUGCAGAAUUACAGAGAAACAGUGUCUCAUCCUGACUUCUGCUCUGAAAUCAAACCCAUCACACCUGAGAGAGCUGGACCUGAGCAGGAAUGAACUAGGAGACUCUGGAGCGAAAAACCUCAGUGAUCUACUGAUGAAUCCACAAUGCAAGCUGGAGAAACUAGAUCUGUGUGAUUGCAGUAUUACAGAGAAACAGUGUCUCAUCCUGACUUCAGCUCUGAAAUCAAACCCAUCACACCUGAGAGAGCUGAACCUCAGUGUGAAUCAAAUAAAAAACACAGGAGUGAAUCACUUAUGUGACGUACUGAUGGAUUCACACUGUAAACUGGAGAGAUUGAGUCUAAAUAACUGUGGUAUUACAGAUGUUUCUUCUUUAACUCAGUCUUUGACAAACACAAAAGCACUGCAGUUUCUAAAAGAGCUAAAUCUGAGAAUCAGUAACAUUGGAGACUCAAAGCAGCAGCUCAUUGAUGUGCUUCGAGACUCAAACUGUAAACUGAGUUUAGAUCCAUUGCUAAGACUCCCUGAUAGAGUUCAAUCACCAGCAGAUGAUAAAUCCUGUAUAUCAUAGUUUGAAAUCAUGAUGAGGAGCAGUAAACAUCAGGUGAAACAGCUUAAAGGAGUAAGCAGCUCAGAUGAGUCUGGCUUUUGUAGUGUUAAAGUGUUUGUGAACAGGAUGAACAAAGGCAGUGAGGAUAUCAAACUGAAGUCUUCUGUAUCAAACAGUGAUGUUGAAGGUUGGGGUUUCGAGGCUUCAGAUCUUUUUGAGGAUUCAUCAGUAAUAAACAGAAAACAAAGAGCAACCAGUUUAUAUUUGAUUUUUCAAUGCUGUUUUUGAAACAAAGCUAUUUAGCCUGUCUAUUUGUAUUUAGUGCAGUAGUAUGAAAUAUGUUGAGUGUCAUCUCUGUGCUGCUGCUGGUUUCUUCCAGAGUCUGUGUUUCUGGUGUUAGUGUAUGUCAGAGAUCCAGUUUGAUUCACCUUCAGUCUGUCUCGGAGUUUGUCAUCAUAAGACUUGCUUUUAUUGUUCUGUCUGUUGAUUUGAGUUAACAUGGUCAUGUUCAAAUAUCCACAUUAUCAAGAAUUAGCAGAAUCCCUGAAGGUCCAGCUGAAAAGUUCAUACAAAGGAAAAGCUUUGUGUGUUCUUUGUGUGAAACAAGUUUUUGAAGGCAGGAGUGUCAUUUUCAUGUUAAUACUUCCUGUUUUCUUACAUUUUAAAAAAAUGCAUUCUUUCAAUUUUGAUAUUUCUUUGUCCAUACGGAAGAUAAAAGAAUAAGACUAGACUCACAAACAGAACAGAAAUAUUACGGCCAUUUUUCUGUAGAUAUAUACAAACAAAACAGUAAAAACUGCAUUUUUACGUAUGUAGUUGUGUUCAAAAUAAUAGCAGUUUGUUUAAAAAAAGCGAGUAAAGCUCAAAAUCAAAAUUUACUUCAGUACACACAAAUGCACUGGGAACAUUGCAUUCUAUUCUAAAUCAAAACAUGAAGAAAAAAUUAGCAAAUUUGUUAUUACUUUACAGAAAGUGAAGAAAAAGGAAUAUUAGGCUGUUCAAAAAAUAGUAGAGUCUGCAUUUUUUCUUUACAAAGUCAAACAUUUACUGUAUAAACAGGAAAAUGCUUGAAGAUUUAGCUUUCUUGUGAAUGACUGAACUAACAUUUAGUUGUAUAGCCAUGGUUUCUGAGAACUGCUUCACAUCUGUGUUGCAUGGAAUCUGGAACCUGUGAACAGGUAUUCCAGCACAGGACGAUUGCACUACAUACCACAAUUCCUCUGCAUUUCUUGGUUUUGCCUCAGAAACAGCAGUUUUGAUGUCACCCCACAAGUUUUCUAUUGGAUACACAACUGUACGCAGCUAAAAAAUAUUAUUUUGUUUGAAAAGUUUAAGGGGCGAUCUUCAAAAUUGUUUAAGAAGAAACUGUGCUGCUCUGGCUAAUAUAUAAAGACAGAAAUGUUCCUAUUAUAUGUAUAUUUAAAGGUAUAGUUCACCCAAAAGAGUAAAUUGUCUCAUAAUUUACUCUCCCUCAUCUCAUUCCAAACAUCUAUGAUAUUUUAAGAAAUGUUUGUGUCUUUGGUUGCCAACAUUCUUCAAAACAUCCUUGUUUCACAGAAAGCAAGACACAUACAGGUUUAAACUACAUGAGGGGGGAUAAAUGAUGACAUAAUUUUUAUUUUUGGGUGAACUAUCUCUUUAAGACAUUUAGCACCUUUAUCUUUUAAGCACUUUUAACUUCAAAAUGAUUUUGUCUCAACAAAUUAGAAUAAGACCAAAAAAAAAAAAAAACAUUUUUAGUGAAUUGUUGGCCUUCUGGAAAGUAUGUUCAUUUACUGUAUAUGUACUCAAUACUUGGUAGAGGCUCCUUUUGCUUUAAUUACUGCCUCAAUUCGGCGUGGCAUGGAGGUGAUCAGUUUGUGGCACUGCUGAGGUGGUACGGAAGCCCAAGUUUCUUUGACAGUGGCCUUCAGCUCAUCUGCAUUUUUUGGUCUCUUGUUUCUCAUUUUCCUCUUGACAAUACCCUGUAGAUUCUCUAUGGGGUUCAGGUCUGAUGAGUUUGCUGGCCAGUCAAGCACACCAACACCAUGGUCAUUUAACCAACUUUUGGUGCUUUUGGCAGUGUGGGCAGGUGCCAAAUCCUGCUGGAAAAUGAAAUCAACAUCUUCAAAAAGCUGGUCAGCAGAAAGAAGCAUGAAGUGCUCCAAAAUUUCCUGGUAAACGUGUGCAGUGCAGUUUUCAAAAAACACAAUGGACCAACACCAGCAGAUGACAUUGCACCCCAAAUCAUCACAGACUGUGGAAACUUAACACUGGACUUCAAGCAACUUGGGCUAUGAGCUUCUCCACCCUUCCUCCAGACUCUAGGACCUUGGUUUCCAAAUGAAAUACAAAACUUGCUCUCAUCUGAAAAGAGGACUUUGGAUCACUGGGCAACAGUCCAGUUCUUCUUCUCCUUAGCCCAGGUAAGACGUCUCUGACGUUGUCUGUGGUUCAGGAGUGGCUUAACAAGACGAAUACGACAACUGUAGCCAAAUUCCUCGACACGUCUGUGUGUGGUGGCUCUUGAUGCCUUGACCCCAGCCUCAGUCCAUUCCUUGUGAAGUUCACCCAAAUUCUUGAAUGGAUUUUGCUUGACAAUCCUCAUAAGGCUGCGGUUCUCUCGGUUGGUUGUGCAUCUUUUUCUUCCACACUUUUUCCUUCCACUCAACUUUCUGUUAACAUGCUUGGAUACAGCACUCUGUGAACAGCUUCUUUGGCAAUGAAUGUUUGUGGCUUACCCUCCUUGUGAAGGGUGCCAAUGAUUGUCUUCUGGACAACUGUCAGAUCAGCAGUCUUCCCCAUGAUUGUGUAGCCUAGUGAACCAAACUGAGAGACCAUUUUGAAGGCUCAGGAAACCUUUGCAGGUGUUUUGAGUUGAUCAGCUGAUUGGCAUGUCACCAUAUUCUAAUUUGUUGAGAUAGUGAAUUGGUGGGUUUUUGUUAAAGAUUAAAAGAACCAAAAGACUUAAACUACUUCAGUCUUUGUGCAUUGAAUUUAUUUAAUAUACGAGUUUCACAAUUUGAGUUGAAUUACUGAAAUAAAUGAACUUUUCCACGACGUUCGAAUUUAUUGAGAUGCACCUGUAUUUUCUGCUGCUGUUGCUGAGUUUUGGAGGUGUGCGUGUGUUCAUACAGUAAUAAACUUCUAAAUCAUCAACAGACAUAUUAUUAAUAACCAGAUAAUGUUUAAACUGCACUGACUAUUUCUUUCUGAAUGUAUUGAAGUAAAAAGGUGA